AUGGUUGCUGAACUUGGACAAUAUGUUCAUGCAAUUGGGACGGAUUCCAACAAUUUGAUGGAACCGCAAAGUAUCGAAGCGAUUUACAUUGAACCUACAAAGGGACAAUGUACUGGGCACCGAGUGCUCAACCUCAAUACUAAGAAGAUGAUUUCCCAACCCAAGGUUGUCGUAUUACCUGUUACCGACCAAGUAAUCCAGUGUGUUGAAGCUUGGGCUGCUGCCAAAGGUGUUACUUCCAUGCAGGAGUGGAUGACACCAAACAAGUUUACUUGGAAGAAGCCUUGGAUCAGGACUAUGAACCUGAAGAUGAAGAUGAAUGUGAUUUCAAUCUACAUGGACAAUUUGAUGAUAUCAAUGAAUGUAAAAUAUGUCGUGUAG
Cylindrotheca closterium is the source of this 381-nucleotide messenger RNA. The record is from the annotation of a GenBank genome assembly. Lineage: Eukaryota; Bacillariophyta; Bacillariophyceae; Bacillariales; Bacillariaceae.